Messenger RNA from Aplosporella prunicola CBS 121167, 1362 nucleotides. RefSeq names its product glycoside hydrolase family 27 protein. Gene Ontology annotation, biological process: carbohydrate metabolic process. Gene Ontology annotation, molecular function: hydrolase activity, hydrolyzing O-glycosyl compounds. The transcript is spliced from 5 exons. Lineage: Eukaryota; Fungi; Ascomycota; Dothideomycetes; Botryosphaeriales; Aplosporellaceae. The record is from RefSeq and is a predicted model, not a curated record. The coding region runs from base 1 to 1362 and encodes 453 amino acids.
AUGGUUCGGACAAGCGCUCUCUUGCUGGCAUCUGCGCCGGCGGCUCUGGCUCUCGUCUUGCCGGACGGUGUGGGCAAGCUGCCUGCUCUUGGGUGGAACUCGUGGAACGCCUUUGCCUGCGACAUCAACGAAGAAAAGUUUUUGACGGCUGCGAACAAAUUUGUAGAGCUUGGCUUCAAGGAUGCCGGCUACGAGUAUGUCAACAUCGAUGACUGUUGGUCUAUCAAAGAUCACCGCGACAAUGUUACUGGACGCAUAAUUCCUGACACUGCAAAGUUCCCUGAUGGUAUCAACGGAACUGCGGCAAAAAUACAUGAUCUCGGCCUGAAGAUUGGUAUCUACAGCAGCGCCGGGACCGAGACUUGUGCUGGCUAUCCCGCGAGUCUGGAGCACGAGGAGGUUGACGCGGCUGCUUGGGCUGAAUGGGGUAUUGACUACCUUAAGUAUGACAACUGCGGCGUCCCCGAGAGCUGGGUCGACGAAUGCAAGUUUUGCGUGCCUGACAGAACCAACGUCAAUGUCUACGUUAACGGAACUUGCACCAACACCACCGGCCUGUGCCCUGAAGGCUACGACUUCCACAAGUCCAAGACAGCGGAGCGGUACAAUCGGAUGCGGGACGCGCUGGCAGCGCAAGACCGCGUCAUCCAGUACAGCCUGUGCGUCUGGGGCCAGGCGGACGCGUCGGCCUGGGGCAACGAGACCGGAAACUCGUGGCGAAUGUCAGGCGACAUAACCGCGGACUGGGCUCGCAUCCUCGAGAUCCUCAACGAGAACUCGUUCCUACUCAACUCGGUCGACUUCUGGGGCCACAGCGACGCCGACAUGCUCGAGGUCGGCAACGGGAACCUCACGCUCGCAGAGUCGCGCUCGCAUUUCGCGCUGUGGGCGGCCAUGAAGUCGCCGCUGCUGAUCGGGACGGCACUGGACACGCUGGCGGCCGACUUUGUCGAUGUCCUGCUCAACAAGCAUCUGCUCGUGUUCCAUCAAGACGCAGUGUUUGGCGCGCCAGCCCAGCCCUACAAGUGGGGCACUAACCCCGACUGGACGUUUGACCAGUACCGCCCUGCCGAGUAUUGGGCUGGUGAUAGUGUUGAGGGCACGUUGGUGCUGCUGCUGAAUACCGAUAAUGCUACGGCGACCAAGGAAGCCAGUUGGGACGAGGUCCCCGGUUUACAGGCUGCUGGUGAGUAUGACGUUGUUGAUGUGUGGUCGGGAGAGGACUUGGGUUGUAAGAAGGACGGUGUUACGGUUGAUAUCGAGGCCCAUGAUACGGCUGUCUUCCUUGUCAAGGAGGGCUGCGGCUCUGAGAUAAAAAAGUGGGCGCGUCAGGCUAGGCCUGUGGAUGUCUGGAUGUUGUGA